Protopterus annectens (West African lungfish) is the source of this 1557-nucleotide messenger RNA. RefSeq names its product vomeronasal type-2 receptor 26-like. The coding region runs from base 1 to 1557 and encodes 518 amino acids. Gene Ontology annotation, cellular component: membrane. Gene Ontology annotation, molecular function: G protein-coupled receptor activity. The record is from RefSeq and is a predicted model, not a curated record. The transcript is spliced from 4 exons. NCBI's taxonomy places the organism in Eukaryota, Metazoa, Chordata, Ceratodontiformes, Protopteridae. Gene Ontology annotation, biological process: G protein-coupled receptor signaling pathway.
AUGGAUAUUAUAAAUAAAUACAUAGGAAACUUUCAAACACUGGAUUCAACAGAGUUUUAUUUUGUCAAAGGCAUAUCAAGCCUACUCACUUUGGUGGACUUUUUUGAGAAAGUCAUCAAAGCAGUGGAAGAGGUCAGAAUAGAAUGUGGUGCCUUUCUUGACCUGACCAAAGCAGUCAACACUAUUCCCCAUUCUGGCAUUGUCAGCAAAGUCAUGAAACUAGAAGAAACCUCCUAUGUCAAUUGUGGGAUAGCCAACUGGAGAAUAAACAGAAUGCAGGAGUCAAGAUGGGGCCUCUACCUUCAUAAAAAGCUUUUCCAUUACAUAAUGAGAGUCAACUUUACAAACAGUGGUGGACAAGUGGUAGCUUUUGAUCAGAAUGGAGAUGUCCCUGCUUUGUUUGACAUCCUAAACUGGCAGCUGACUGUAGAUGGCAUCAUGGAGUGCAAAAAAGUUGGCAUGUAUAAUCCCAGUGCACAGGGAGGAGAGGAAUUUAUCAUCAAUGACAAUGUUAUCUUGUGGAGUGGUGGUCAUUUACAGACCCCUCGCUCAGUGUGUAGUGAACCUUGUUCCUUAGGAUACAGAAAAGUUUCUCGCCAAGGGGAAGCAGUUUGUUGUUUUGACUGUGCUCUAUGUCCAGAAGGAGAAAUUUCUAACAGAAGUGGUAGCAGUGAGUGCAUUAAGUGUCCACAGGAUUACUGGACUAAUACAAGAAGGGAUGCCUGCAUUCCAAAGGACAUUGAGUUCCUUUCAUAUAAUGGAUACUUGGGUAUCAUCAUGGCUACUGUAACUGCACUCUUCUGUCUGUCUGUGGUCGCAGUGUUGUGCAUUUUUCUAAUUCAUCAUGAUACACCGAUUGUCAAAGCCAACAACCGUGAUGUGAGCUACAUACUUCUUGUGACUCUAAUGUUUUGCUUUCUCAGUGCCCUGCUGUUUAUUGGUUAUCCAAGAAAUAUGACUUGUGUUUUACGUCAGGCUGCUUUUGGUAUAUUAUUUUCCAUCUCUGUCUCCUCUGUAUUAGCAAAAACUGUUAUAGUUGUUCUUGCCUUUAAUGCCACCAGACCAGGAAGCAUACUAAAUAUAUUUGUUGGCCCCAAAACACCUUUUUAUAUCAUGUUUUGUUGUUCAGUGCUGCAGGUUAUUAUAUGUGCAGUGUGGCUGGCUACUUCUUCUCCCUUUCUGGAAUACAGCAAGAACAUUCCAGAGAAGAUCAUAGUGCAAUGCAAUGAAGGCUCAGUAAUGAUGUUCUACUGCAUGCUGGGAUAUCUGGGCUUUCUAGCCAGUGUGAGCUUCAUAGUUGCCUUCUUGGCCCGGAAUCUACCUGACAGGUUUAAUGAGGCUAAAUAUAUCACAUUUAGCAUGAUUAUUUUUAUAAGUGUUUGGCUGUCAUUUAUACCAGCUUAUCUGAGUACUUCAGGUAAGUACAUGGUUGCUGUGGAGGUAUUUGCCAUCAUUUCUUCAAGUGCUGGACUUCUGAUAUGUAUCUUUUUUCCCAAAUGCUUUAUUAUGCUGCUAAAUAUCAAUUUAAAUACAAGGCAAAUUCUAACAGGAAGGUAG